AUGUCCGACUCGGUUCUUCAAAUCCUUUUCCUUCUGGUUUCCCUCCUGGCACAAGCAUCAAGAGCUGCACCUAAACUUGCAAGGCCCAACUGUGCUGAAAGAUGCGGGAACGUCAGCAUUCCCUUCCCCUUCGGAAUAGGAGCCGCGUGUUUCCAAGAUGACUGGUACGAGAUCGUCUGCCAGCAAAACAACACGCUUCCCAUUCUAAACAAGAUUAGGUUGCGCGUCCUUGACAUUUCACUCCCAGAUUACAGUGCAUCCACGAAUGGCAUGAUUAGUGUCAGUGUUCCAGCAAUUUACUCAAAUUCAAGCUGCGGGGGCGACAGAGUUGGUGGGCCGGUGAGCCUCGAAGGAAGUCAGUUUGUCUUCUCCCAGACAUGGAACGUCUUUGCGUCAGUUGGUUGCAACACCCUGGCAAUCUUGAAUAGUACAGGAUCAGAAGUUGUCAGUUGCAGGCCGAAAUGUGCUGGAACCAACAUUAGCCAGUUUAGUGCUUGUUCCGGGAGGAACGGAUGCUGCCAGACUUCGCUCCCGUUUGACCUGCAGGGCUUUAAUGUGGAUUUCAAAGAGGAAGGCGGACAUCAGGGGUGCCAGUACGCUUUCCUGGCAAAUAGAUCAUGGUUCUUGAGGUCUGACUCUAUAGAUUUAUAUGAUUUGAGACUGAAUAAUCCUUUUCCAGUGGUGUUGGAAUGGGGAAUUGCAAACAAUACCAACUAUGCGCUUGACCUCAACAGCACGUAUGGGGGUGAUAUUGAAAUGCCAUUCAUGCAGUGCUAUUGCGAUCGGGGGUAUGGCGGCAACCCCUAUCUUAUUGGAGGAUGCCAAGAUAUUAAUGAAUGUGAAGAUCUGAGAAUAUGCCCCGGGACUUGUGUGAACAAACCAGGCGACUAUGACUGCGUCCAAGGUAGAAAGACUGUUAAAUUCAUUCUUAUCGGAGUUGGGGCAGGCCUUGGGGCUCUACUUUUGUGUCUUUUCCUAUGGAGGUUGUACAAAUACAUCAAGAAGAGAAAACAAAUCAACCUCAAAGAGAAGCACUUCAAACGCAAUGGUGGUCUUUUAUUGCAAAGGGAGCUAUCUUCGCCAGAAGGCAAUGUCGAGAAAAGCAAAUUGUUCAAUUCCAAGGAUUUAGGGAAGGCCACUGACAAUUUCAACGAGGAUAGGAUACUCGGGCAAGGUGGACAAGGUACUGUUUACAAGGGAAUGUUAACAGAUGGAAAAAUAGUUGCGAUUAAGAAAUCGAAAGUGAUAGACGAGGGAAAAGUCGAACAGUUCAUAAAUGAAGUCCUCAUUCUCUCACAAAUCAACCAUAGGAAUGUGGUUAAGUUAUUGGGGUGUUGCUUGGAGACAGAAGUCCCGCUUCUAGUAUAUGAGUUUAUACCAAAUGGAACUCUAUAUCAAUAUCUGCACGACCCAAAUGAAGAGGUUCCUAUAUCGUGGGACACCCGCCUACGAAUUGCAAUGGAAAUCGCAGGAGCCUUAUUCUACUUGCAUUCAGCAGCCUCUAUUCCCAUCUAUCAUCGAGAUAUCAAGUCCAACAAUAUCCUCUUGGAUGAGAAAUAUCGAGCAAAAGUGGCAGAUUUCGGUACAUCCAAGUCGGUUUCCCUCGAUCAAACUCAUGUAACUACGGUGGUGCAAGGGACUGCCGGCUACGUAGAUCCGGAGUAUUUCCAAUCAAGUCAAUAUACAGACAAAAGUGAUGUGUACAGCUUCGGAGUUGUCCUCGUUGAACUCCUAACGGGACAAAAGCCAAUCUCGUCAGUGAGGGAACGAGAAGGAAAAAGCCUUGCAACGUAUUUCAUAAAUUCAAUGGAGGAGAAUUGCUUGUUCGACAUUGUUGAUGCUCAAGUUUUGAAAGAAGGUAAGAAGGAAGAGAUUGCAUCAGUCGCUAAUCUUGCGAAAAGGUGCUUGAACUUGAAUGGAAGGAACAGGCCACCAAUGAAAGAAGUAGCAAUGGAGUUGGAGGGAAUAAGGAAGCUCCAACAUGCUUCGGGUGUUCAGCUAAAUCAAGAGGACCGUGAGGCAACUCAAUCUUAUGCUGCUGUUUUGAAACCUAGCACGUCACUCCACGCGGAUGUCAUUGCAUUUUCAGAUGCACAGCCAUUCUUACCUAUUGCGACAUGGUGA
Messenger RNA from Rhodamnia argentea, 2124 nucleotides. RefSeq names its product wall-associated receptor kinase-like 1. Gene Ontology annotation, cellular component: plasma membrane. Bases 1 to 2124 code for a protein of 707 amino acids. Gene Ontology annotation, biological process: cell surface receptor signaling pathway; protein phosphorylation. Lineage: Eukaryota; Viridiplantae; Streptophyta; Magnoliopsida; Myrtales; Myrtaceae. The record is from RefSeq and is a predicted model, not a curated record. The transcript is spliced from 4 exons. Gene Ontology annotation, molecular function: protein serine/threonine kinase activity; calcium ion binding; ATP binding.